CUGCCUUCUAGCUCGAUAAUGAGAUAGGUGGUAGGUGUUUUAUCAGUCGCCGCGGUGCCCUGAAACUGGAUUACUGUGUUGUCGACGAGCGGCGAGGGCGCAUCAGUCGUUUCGGUGCUUGCGCGAACAUGUUCGCGGGCGAUCGGUUAUCCUCGAGGCGGUCGUGCAAACCAAUUUGAUCUUGUUCGUACGGCGGUGGUGCUGCGACCUGCGAGACUGGACGCGUGACCCGCGAACGGGUUACGACGUGGAGAGCGUGCCGAGAUGGGAAGCGCAAAGUCGAAGAGCGAGAACGGUUCGCGAUGGAGAAAGAGCGGCAACAAGCGUGCUACCGUCGACAGGACGGGCUUGCAGGAGAGCGAGUACGAGGACGUCGAGCUUCUGCGGCUCAGGAAGAUGAUCCAGAACUAUCCGGAGAGCUUCGUGCUGAACAAUCUGAUGAUGUGCGUCCAGUUCUUCAAGAAUUACGAAGAGGAGAUCGAGAACAUGAAGGAAACGCUGGUGUCGUCGCGCGAGACGAAAGUGAACAAAGGCCUGCCGCCGCAGAAACGCGCCCUUCUGCCGGACGUUCUGCAGGAGCACGUCGCGACAAACGUCAGAUUCACGUCGACCAGGCAGACGGUACGACCUACCACCGAGCCGCUUCAACCUGUGCGGAUCUACACGGUGUACGACAACGUGGAGAUCACGGAGGAGAACUUGCAGUCGCAUUACAGCAACAUGAACGACUCGGCCAUGUACAAUGUACUGUUGCAGACCACGAAGCACGAUGGCUACAUUCAGCUGCAGCUGAUCGAGGAACUCGGCAAGGCGGCGAACAAAAGGAGAGAGGAAGAUCUGUCGUCGAUCGCGGAGAACGACGACGAGUUCGGGAGCGACAGCGACAGCAUUUACUGCAUGAAGCCGCCCGCGGACGUGGCUGUGCUUCGAAGGUCGAAACAAGGGAGACAGAAGGAUUCGAGGGGUGUCAGAGAACGGUUCGCGAGAUCUAUGCCUAACCUGCCUUUGGACGAGCAAGAGGAGGAGGAGGAGGAGGAGGAGGAUCGGACGGAAGAGGAGAAUUUGUACAAAAACGGUGGCGAAGCGAGCCGAUCGAAUCACAACUUGCGGAGCACGACCGAUUCCAGCGGCGAGAACGGUUCCUCCUCGUUCGAGAAGCAAAGGUAUCCGGCGCAGGGUUCGGCGAAAGGUCACCACCGCUCGGAUAAACAGACGCCGCGUGCGAAAGGGGCCGUGAAUCAAAGUCACACGAGCAGCCUGAGCUCCGGCUACCGUUCGGACAAUUACGCGAUGACCAGCGACAGCAGCGGCAAUCGUAGCCAGAAGUCGAGCCUGAAGUCGAGCCAGAGGCUCGAGCAGAGUUCGACCGACGAGGGCAUAGACGAAAGUUGGAUAAAGAAAGCGGUCCUGCCGAGGAGCUGCUUCAAACAGGUGACGUUCAUGGCGGACGGGAAGCUGUACGACAAAGAGACGGAGAAGAAGCGUACGGCGAACAGCAAGGAACGGAGACUGAGGGAGGCGAUGAAGCGGCACAACUACGAUCUGUUUUUCGCGAGCAGCGCCGAGUUCAUGCUGCACUUCACGAAAAUGUUCACGCAUCGGCUGGCCGACUGUCUGGGCUUCGACAAGGAAUCGGUGGACGACAUCCGGCGGGAGGGUUGCGUGAUCCACUGCGACAAAGUGAUGGUCUCGAAGCAGUUGAAGCAGAGCCGCGUCGAGCAGUACGAGAUCAUGCCCGCGAUGUGGAUGCAGUGGCCGACCUGCGCGCUCGAAUGGCUGGAUCGGCCGCGGAACACUUGGCCCGAUCCCAACGACAUCGAGACGAUCAAGCUGUCCGGGUGCUACGUCGUCCCGGAGGGUUACGUGGUGUCGGAGAAACGGAACAAGCAAAAUCUCGGGGACGAUCUCGAGUGGCAGCUCACGUUCCCGACCGCGGAACGAUAUCUCGAGACCUGCAUGACGCACGCCCAAGUCCAAGUGUAUCUGAUCGCGCUUUUGCUGCACAAGACCUUCAUCCGGCCCGUUCUGGACACCAUGGACGGCCUGACCACCGCGCACAUCAGGCACAAGUUCUUCUGGCUGAUGGAGGAGAUGGCCAACCCGUCGAGAUGGUCGUUCACCAGAACGGGCGACGGUCUGGUCACGUUUCUCGACACCGUCUACCACGGGAUGAGCCAGUACGAGCCGAUCCUCAGGGACUACUUCGUCAGGGGCAGGAAUCUCCUUCAACGGAUACCGUGCGACCACCUGUUGUACUCGCAGAAACAACUGAAACGCAUCAUCGAGAACCCGGUCAUGUACGUUUUCCACGCGAUGGAGAACAUCCGGUUCGACAAGGACUUUUAUCCGCGGCUGGACUUCAACAAGCUGCUGAACAUAUUGACCGGGAACGAGUUGACCGUGAUGAAUCCGGCGCUGGCGUUGCAGGUGAUGAAGUCGGCGCCGACACAACAACGUCACAAGGACGAUCAGAAAUACGUCACGAACGAAUUCUGGCAGACCGCCAGGGAUCGAGAACCGAAACCGGUCAUCACCAAGGUGGUCACGAACAAGACCUUGAUCAACCCGCGCAAAGCACCGGAUGCUAUCAUCGAAAUCUCGAUACGCUGUGCCGAGCUGGAAGGUCCGAGGUUGUGCGCUCUGCUAGAUUUCUUUAUAGAACAUUUCAUUAAAAUGGCCGAGAGAUGCAAUCAGUACGGAGCUGUUGACCAGAAAACCCUGUAUCUCGAUCACGCGGGACGACUGUCCUCGCUGCUCUUCGAGCAUCAACGGUACAGAAACAACGCUAGGAACCAUCGGGACAAGAUCAACGUUCUUCGCAAGAAGGCGGCCCGGUCACAAUCUCAGGCGGACGAUCCGCCCGAAACGCCCAUGAGAAAUCAGGAAGCCGCGGCGUUCGUGGCGCCGUUGAAGAGCCGAUUCUCGCGGGAUCCCGAGGCUCGCGACGCGGCGACGUCGUCGUCGGGAACGGAAAACGAUGCUGGAAACACCACCGCGGCCGUGGUCCACGAGACGCGUUACGGCAAAUCGAAACUGCGGGCUGCGAUCGAUCCAAAGAACAAGACGAAUCGAACCUUGCCGACCGGCGAAACGAGCGACGACACCAUCCACCGUGUCAAGUUUCUGGAUAAUGCCGCAGCGUCAUCGAACGUAUGAGCGUAUCGACGACCGAAAUCUCUCCGUCGUUAUCGACGCGUCACGGCGUAGAGUUUUCCUGUCCGACCAGCUCGAUUUAUCCCGCCAAUAAAUCCGAAUUAUACUCGUGAAAGACUGAACGCGUUUCGUUAUUCCGCGGAGUUCUCCAGCGGAGAGCGUGUCACCCGUUCGAAAGCACAGACAAUUCAUUCGUUUGUAACACGCGAUCAUCCAUGUACAGACAAAUGUGUGUUUAAAUAUAGAUUACGUUUGUAAGGAUAGA
This is a messenger RNA of Megalopta genalis, 3418 nucleotides long. RefSeq lists its product as uncharacterized. Lineage: Eukaryota; Metazoa; Arthropoda; Insecta; Hymenoptera; Halictidae. The record is from RefSeq and is a predicted model, not a curated record.